GGUGGCUCAGUUGGUUAAGUGUCUGGCUUCAGCUCAGAUCCUGGGAUCAAGCCUCAGCAGGGACCCUCUUUCUCCCCCUCCCUCUGCCUGCCACUCUGCCUACCUGUAUGCUCACAGGCUCUCUUUCUGUCAAAUAAAUAAAUCUUUUUUAAAAAAUUAAAAAGUUAAUGAUCCCUCUUGACUAUGGUCUGAAUGAGAGACAUUAAUGAGGCCCAUCCUAUAGUUAAAGAAGCAUUUGCCUAUAGAUCUGUGAGUCUUCAUGACUAAUGGUCUACCUGGGUCAAGCUAGAAAAGUAACAGAAGCAAUAAGCCUGUGUGAGUUGAAAGAGACUGAAACCUAGGAGUGAGGCUUGCUCAAUCCUGACUCUCAUUUAGAUGCCAAGCCAAGUUCUAAGGAGGGCCUGGGAGGAGGAUGGUUAAUGUGAGGGCCCUUUACUGAAGGAGAAGUAAUCACACCAAAAAACUGCUACCCUUUGAUCCCCAUGUCUCACCAUUUUGCUUUUGAGUUGUUUGAUGUGUUUUCAGCCUUAAACAUUUUAAAAAGAAUCCUUCAACUUUUGAGAAUGAACUAAGAGGAGGUUACUGUUGCCCCUACACCAGCACACCAAGUAUGCUUUUGUCUGAUAUCACAGCCCUGGCCUUGUGUCCAACACUAAGAACCACCGUAGAAAGUCUCAAAAGAAUCAUGCUUCAAUGUGGAGGUCCCAGGAGAGCGGAACUUUAACAGCUGGGCUGAGGCGGAACAGAGUCUGGACGGAAAGCAAACUUCCAGAAAGCGGCGGGUUGAAGACUUCCGCCCCGCAGAGAAUUUGCCUCCACCCCCACCCAGCCCCUUACGCCCAACUCGCGUUCUGCGCAGGCUCCUGGAAUUGUUUGUCGUCUCUAUGGCAACACGGUGGCUAGUGCCGGGAGAUGGAGGUCGCGGAGUCUACCCGGCGGCCAUCGCGGGCUCGAUCUUUAGCCGUACAGCCUGGCGCUGAAGGGCUCGGGUCCACUUCAGAACUGUUGCCUUCAGAUGGCAAUCCUAGGUCGGCCCUGGCAGCCGCAACUGCUGCAGCUACCGCCGCAACCACCGCCAAAACUGCGGCGUUCCCCACGAAGACCCCAGAGUGCCGCUCUGAGCCGAGUGUUCUCGGUCGUCCUGGGGAGCCCUGCACUGGAGCCAGCUUUACUCACAAGAUAGGCUGGAGGAGACUUGGCUUUGAGCCUGUCUGUGUUUCCCGUUUCAGCCAGGAUCCCUGUACUACAAAUGACCUUAGCUCUAGUCCCGUCCCUGUUCCUGGCUCCAGUGCUGGUCCUAGCCAUGGCUCUGGCCCUGGCUGUGACUCUGGUCAAGGCACUGGUCCUGAUUCUGGCCCUGGUUCUGCCACUGACACUGGGCCUAGUCCAGACUGUGGCCAUGACCCUGAGCUCAGCCCCUACAGUCUCCCAAGCUUCAGAAACCCUGGGGAAGAGCUGGUCCCUGACUAUAACUCCUGGAAUCACUACAGCCACCACUGGGAACCUCAGAAACAACCCUGGAAAUUUUUGCAAGUUUCAGGACCUGGUGCCCAAGGGCAACAGAAGACCCCCCAGGUUGAAGGGAAGUGUAAGGUUCUCAAUGAAACAUUGCCACGGGGCCACUGCCUUCUCUACAACUGGGAGGAGGAGAGAGCCACCAACCACCUGGAUCAAGUCCCAAGCAUGCAAGAUGGCUCUGAGAGUUUCUUCUUUCGACAUGGACACCAGGGACUCCUGACCAUGCAGCUACCAUCACCCAUGUCCUUCAGCACCACCCAGAAAGACUCCUACCAGCCCCCACGAAACUACUAUCCACCAAUUCGAGGAAAGCGUGAAGCCAUGCUAGAGAUGCUCCUGCACCAUCAGAUCUGUAAAGAGGUGCAGGCAGAGCAGGAACCCAAAGGGAAGCACCCUGAGGUCGAGUCUGUGACACACCACGACUACCGAAAGGAGCUGGUACAAGCCAGGCCUCCUGCCCCAACCAAGCCUCAUGACUACCGAUGGGAGCAGCCUGAAACCUUCUGGAUACAGAGGGCACCACAGCUACCGGGUGUCAGCAACAUCAAGACCCUGGACACGCCAUUCCGGAAGAACUGCAGCUUCUCAACACCAGUACCUUUAUCGCUGGGGCAGCCUUUGCCCUAUGAACCUGAGGAUUAUUCCCACCAACUGGGAGAAAUAUCUUCCCUUGCCUGUCAGGGAGGAGGACAAGGUGGUGAAAUGGGUAGAACUACUAUCUAAGGCUUGAGGAGGGAAGAGGGAUGUGGAAUAUAGAGUCUAUCUCCGUCUGUACUGGAGAGGUG
Messenger RNA from Nyctereutes procyonoides (raccoon dog), 2303 nucleotides. It is a transcript of the gene SPAG8, whose product is annotated as sperm associated antigen 8. Gene Ontology annotation, molecular function: microtubule binding. Bases 913 to 2241 code for a protein of 442 amino acids. Lineage: Eukaryota; Metazoa; Chordata; Mammalia; Carnivora; Canidae. The record is from RefSeq and is a predicted model, not a curated record. The transcript is spliced from 7 exons. Gene Ontology annotation, cellular component: nucleus; cytoplasm. Gene Ontology annotation, biological process: positive regulation of transcription by RNA polymerase II.